Molecule: messenger RNA, 6483 nt
Organism: Ooceraea biroi (clonal raider ant)
Lineage: Eukaryota; Metazoa; Arthropoda; Insecta; Hymenoptera; Formicidae
Product: homeobox protein PKNOX2
Biological process (GO): regulation of DNA-templated transcription
Molecular function (GO): DNA binding
Source: RefSeq, a predicted model, not a curated record
GGCAGACGGUCGCGGUUGAAAAAUGUCCGAUCACUCGAAUUUGUCUACGUGAAAGCGUGGUAAACAGAGACUCGCGUUCGCAGUGAGACCGGCAGACGAAGCUCGCUACCGGCGCAACGUUGACGCGUUCCUCCGGUUUCCGGCGUGGCGCGAUCCUGGCACGUGUGCGGAAAAUACGGGCCGCCCGCGGUGCACUCGAGCGCUGCCGAGUGCACGACGGUUCGAUCGCGUUGUGAACGUCCUGACGGAAUAAAACAAGUGAUACGACGUAUUAUCGACGAUAGUCGAUUGCGCGCGAGGGCGCCGUGCUGCGUGUCGGAGCAACGCUUCACAAUAGGAUCGACAAGUGUAACUCGAUUGAACGAACAUUCCACGUUGGCGAAUGUGAUUAGACAAGUGGCCGACGCAAAGCGCGCACUUGGCAAAACAGACUUCGGGAAGAUUCGGGACGAACGGAGAAUGGGGAUCGCCAAGGAGGAAUGAUAGGAUGCAAGAGGGCAAUACCGCGGUUGCGCUAGCGAUGGUUACUCCUGGAUACGAUCAGGACCCUGCAAGUGGGGUUGCGGACUACACGACUCAUCAGGAUCAGGCGCAGUUUGAGGCCGACAAACGGGCCGUGUACAAACAUCCGUUGUUCCCGCUGUUGGCGUUACUUUUCGAGAGAUGCGAACAGGCGACGCAGAGCUCGGACAACUCCACGUCCGAGAGCUUCAACAUGGAUAUACAGGCCUUCGUCCAACACCAAGAAAGAGACCGAAAGCCUUUCCUGAUCAAUGACCCCGAGAUUGACGGUUUGAUGAUCAAGGCCAUACAAGUGCUGCGCAUUCACCUCCUGGAGCUGGAAAAGGUGCAGGAACUGUGCAAGGACUUCUGCAACAGAUACAUCACGUGCCUGAAGGGCAAGAUGCAGAGCGAGAACCUACUACGGAGCGACUACAGCCACCACGGGCACGACAUGGGUCCGUCGAGUGGAAGCAACGGCAGCAGUCCGCUACAGGUGCUGUCAUCUACAGGCAAUGAUGAAUCGGGAGCUAACGGAUUCAGAGUGAGCCGAGGGGAUCCCGUGGCGGAGAACGAUGGCACGAAUCCGCUCGCGCGAGAAGAGAGCGUCAAUCACGACCAACCGUCGUCGGUCCGAUCGUCUUCCGCUGUCCAGCGUUCGGGCAGGUCCACUAACCAAGACCACGACGAUCCGCUCUCGCCGCCCGCGGUGCACGGAAGCACGCCUCUCUCGCAAAUCGGGGCGCACGCGUGUACCCCGGUUAAUGAUAUGUAUCUUGGUCAAGAUGACAGUAUCGAGUAUCUGCAGACUAUCUCUGAUAGAGUUUAUUUGGAAGAAGCUGGAUACUGGGGGCUUCUUGCGUUGCGAGAAAGGGAAAAAGAAUACGUGGAUGUCAGAAAUACUAACGAUGAAAAGUAUCUCGACAUUACUGUUGCAGGUUCACCUUCCCCAGCGGCGAGCGAAGAUGAGGAUGAAGGUGCCAGUAACGCGGUUUCAAAUCAUAGCGCUGGAAAUCAUAGGAGUAAUCACAGUAGUGCUAGAAAAGGACGUCAGAAGCGAGGUGUUUUGCCUAAACAUGCCACCAGCAUCAUGCGAACGUGGCUUUUUCAGCAUUUAGUACAUCCUUACCCAACCGAGGACGAGAAACGUCAAAUUGCCAGUCAGACGAACUUAACGCUGCUGCAAGUAAACAAUUGGUUUAUCAAUGCCCGUCGACGGAUUCUGCAACCCAUGCUGGACGGGGCAGGUGCGGAUACGGCAUCGCGCGUAGGAAAACGCCAUAAAGUUUCGAAACACUCGGUACAGCAACAGGCGAGUCAGCAGCAACAAGCGGACUGGCAGUCCGAAGAUUCCGCAAGUGAUUCGGGUUCUAGCGACGGUGAGGGUGUCGCUAGAUCGAAAGACGGUAACGAUAGCGACGAAGAUGAUAUCCACUGACCUCUGCCGAUCACCGAAACGUCAACCUCUUUACGGUACCUUCAAAUCCAGUUGCUCAUUACAGUAUUAAGAUAUUCGAGAAUAGAUAUCGCUUUAACUGUCAAAUACGUAAUUAAUCUCAUGAAAGUUAAGGAUAUGUGGGUAGGGGUUAUCACGCUCUCUGAUCAUUCGAUACUUAAACCAGUCGCUACCAUUUAUGCAACUGUCAGUUUAUGUGACAACUAAUUAGAGUUUUCAUUUUCGGCAUCGGAGAUCGUCGCAAUAUUGUUGAGUCGAGAGGGGAGAACUGAGAUCGAAUAGGUACUAGAAAGAGCUGCUAAUUUAAAUAUACAAAAGUAUAAAUUUGCAUUAAAGCUGUGAGGAAUAUUAUUUAUUUUUCGACGAAACAUUUUUAAGUGAUCGCCAGUACGUGUGCAAAUAGUAACGAUAUACCCGUGCUUUCCUGAGAAUUAUGAUUUUUUCUAUUAGUUCAAUUUUUUCAUCUGCCAGAGGCAUGAGACAUGUUAUUUAUGUGACAUUCGUAAUAUAUUGAAACAAAUAUACUCUCUCUUUCUGCUUUGUACAUGUAAUUACAUUGAUUAUUGGUAGAUUAAAAAUAUCUGCCAUAAAGAGAUUUAUUUAUUACUUGUAUUUUCUUUUUUAAAAGGUACGUUCUCGGCUAGAAAAUUAUAGACGUAACAAUGUCACACAAAUUUGUUCUUUAUAUAUAUAUUUUUUUAUACACUAUAUUAAUUGUGUUCAAAGAUUGACUAUUGCCAAUUUUUCAGUCAUACACACACACACACACACACACACACACACACACAUUAAUUUCGAUUGAACACAAUAAAAUAAUGAGGAGAAAAAUCAAAUCUUCAUUUUCUGUUAGCUCCUUGAUCUUGCUUAUUAGUUAUUCCCUUAUUUGUUACAACUAAAUAUUGUUACCACUAUCCCACUAUACUACUAUUGCUACCAUUAUAGCAACUUCAAUUUUUCUCAUUAUCGCUAUACUGCGUCCAGUGAGAGAACAUCGUCUGCGCACAUAGGCGGGCUAUAAGUGGCAUGUAGUGCCGCUCUAUACUCAGUAUACGUAAUACGGCAUGCUCGGGCUCGGAGCUCAGCUUAGAAAAAACUGAGCGGGUGAAAUAAUUUCGACAUACCACGAGCUUGUACGGAAUGGACGUGUUUUCGAUAAUGUUCUCUCGCUGGACGUAGUAUACUGUCUACUAUUGUUAAUAAUACUAUCACUAUUACUAUUGCUGUUCCUUCCAUUGCUGCUACUAUUACUAUCGCUACUAUAAUACUAUUACUACUACUACUAUUGCUACUAUUCUACAACUAUUAUUAUUACAACUAUUACUACUACUACUACUAUUACUACUACUAUUACUAUUACCAUCGCUGUUAUAUUCGUACUAUUACUAUUAACGUACUAUUAUUACUAUCACUAUUACUACUACUAAUACUAGUAUGACUAAGAUUUAUACUUCUAUUUGUAUUUCUAUCGCAACAAUCUCAGUCUUCUGUUAACAAGAGAAACAAGAGAAAGCUGAAAAUUCACGAAGUUUCUGUGCUUGCAAUUUUAUAUAAUUUGUAUAUAUUCCUUAAAAUAGAAAUUAAUUGAUUAAUUUUUUCUCCGUAUUUUUAUAACUUGUAUGUAGCGAUAUAAUAUUGAUAAUGAAAACUGAUAAAGACCACGGCUAACCCACAAUAAUAUGAAAAUUAUAAAUUAACUGAUUAGAAAAAAACAUUAUAUAUGUAGUUCGUAAAAAGAUAACUUGGACGAAGCCUACUGAAAUUUUUAAAUUUCGAUAAAAACGCUAUACUAUAUGAUAUUAAUUGUAUUUUUCGUGCCAUUAAAGAGCGUGGUAACUUCCGCGUUUAGUCUUCGUUCCGCUCUGCAGUGUCGUGGCAUAGCAAAGUGCUGUCCCUCCAUGAUAAUAAUAAUGAUGAUAUGAAUAAUAAUGAUAAUGUUAAUUAUCAUACUAUUGAUAAUGAUAAUAAUUAUAACUAUAAUUAUGUAAUAAUGAUAAUAGUAAUAACAACAGCAGCAGCAGCAGCAGCAGCAACAAUACACAACACAAUGAUGACAUAAUACUUUAAAUAUAUGAUGAUUAUAUAUUUUUAAACUCUAAGUGUCGCGUUUUCAAGCGUGUACUGUACGCAUGUGUAUGUUACACAUGAUACUAUUGUACAUAUUACAUGCGAAACUUUCCGUGUGUAUGUGCGUGCGUGUGUGUAUCUCUGCUGCGUGUACGUGAGAGUGAGAGUGAGAGGAGAGAGAGAGAAAAAAAGAGAAUUAUAGAGAUAAAGCAAAGAAGAAAUAUUACUAAGUAUGCGAAAGAGAAGGUAAUAACUUUUCUUAUAACUGAAAAAUUGAAUAUUUAACAAGAUACAUGCCAUUGUAGAAUGUUAACGUUUAUGCACAGGCUGUCUACAUAUGAUCAUUACGUUUUACUGUCGAUGCAGUAGGGAUGUUUCCUUUACGUUUUAACACGGAGGAGAUUCCUUUAUCUUGAAUUCCCCGCAAGGUUUAGCACCCGUUGGCAAACCAUAGCCGUCUUCUCUCCGAUAUGCCCGUGUACAUAUCGUUCUUCCUGAUCCGCACAUCGCAUGUAUAUUUAUGCUUUUUCGAUCCGUCAUUUCCGCGCGGUCCGUCCAUUGAUAAGAAGCAUUUCUAUCUAUCUCGUUGUAUCACGCCGUUAGAUUCGACGCGUGAAGUAACGUAGCAGAAAUUAGUCACUCCCAAGUCCAUUGAUUCCACAGAAAGCUGUAGUCAUCGUUCUCCCAAUGGGUCAGCAGGUCCGGCAAUGGUGGAAUUAUCGCGAUUUUCGACCAGCUCAUUUCAAUUCGGUCGAUAUCGUUACAAUCAUGAUUUCUUCUCACGAAUCAGUUAUUGAUAAGCGAACUGGCACUAGUCACACAAUCGUGGGAGGAAAAUGUAAUUAUGUAAUACAGCCUGGUGAUGUCAGGUGACCUUAAAAUAGCCAGAUACGAUUUUUCUGUUGUACUUAUAUAUUCUUCGCUUACAACGAGUUUCUUGAUGUACAUAGCCGAUUGACCAGAGUGCUUCCAUCAUUAUAGCUUACGAAUGAUUCAGGUUGAAUACACACUGCGUGUAGUUUUGUACGUUGUUUCCUUUUAAGAAAUCGAUUCUCGUGUAUAAUGAUAUAUAAGUUCCACUUGGUAGCUUGAUCGUAACUUCGAUCACGAUUACAUCGUAGUAAUCACAUGGACGUUUAGAACAUGCGACGUGACUCGAGUAAAACGAUAUCAUCAGUUGCAGACAGCUGAUAGCAUAGAUUCGUGUACGGUGCUACGACAUCGGUUCGCUUAAAGUAAUAAUAAUAAUAAUAAUCGGCUGCAACGAUAACAAAAACAAAAAAAGACGAAGCGGGAAAACAUUGCUUAUUGUAUUGUACGAUGCUUUUUUUUCUGAUUUAAGGAGAACACCUGUUCGGACAUUCGCCAAAGUGCUUCGCGUACCACGUAAACGGGCCGUUUGUAACAAGCAAUAAUGCACACAGUCGCAUACGCAUUCAAUUUCAACGAGACGAACAACAACAGAUAAUCAGAUUUCUUUAACAAUUAUUGCUUUGACGAACCACCUGUGGGUACGGGACUAUAUUGUAUUCAAGAUAAAUCAAUUUAAUGCUGAGAUAAUGCUAGAUAUUAAGAGGUAGGUUGUAAGGCUGAACCAUGUAUACGUAUGUGCUGCGGCACCAAACGACUGUGAUAAUUCGGUGGGCGGUGCCCAGCCCUCCUACUUCAUCCUUGUAUACAGAAAAUUAGUUGAGAAAAGCGUAAACGAUUGCCGAAGAGGUUGAACGUGUCGUAUCGGAGCGUGCGUAACGGAGCGAUGUCACCCAUAUGCACGUGGAUAAAGCCAAAACAUGUGUACGCAUUUGACAUAUUUUCACCAGGUACUUUCAUUUUUUUUUUUACAUGUAGUAGCCGUAAUAAAAAUCCUAUGACGCGUGCAUAUGGAGUCUUAAUACGAAUAGGAAGCAUUAACGUCUGCCGCAUUCUUCGCAUUAUCGAGUACGAAAUCUGUCGAUUAUCUGUCGAGAGAAUUAGAUUAAAAAGGAGUAAAUAAAAAACGAAGGUAGAGAUGGGUCAGAAUAUAAUGUGGUCUUUGACGUAACGCUGAACAAUUUCGUGAUUGUUUUCACAUUCGGUGAUUAUGAUUAUUAAUAAAUCAUUAAAAUAAUUGGUUACUUCGGUUCUGUAUGACAUAUAUAAUUACGUUAUGAAAAAUGUUAAAAUACUUUCAGUUACGUUGCAUGUUGUUUUUUAGUUGUAUCCUUAUAUUGUGCAGUAUCUUCGUCUCGUACAAUAAUUCUCUCAAAGAUUCGAUAAAUCCGUCAUUCCUAAAGACAAACAAAGACGAACGACCCGCUUCUAACUUUGUCGAAAUUUUAAGAGUCGUAAAUAAAACAUAUUAUAUACUUACACAUGCAUACUAAAAAAAAGCAUAAAUAUAUAAAUUAAACACUUCUUUCCCGUGUACAUCAAAGCCCUGUUAAGUAAGUUGUUUAACGAUAAUAAACGCCAUCACGCUUGCA